Drosophila simulans is the source of this 844-nucleotide messenger RNA. Its product is annotated as multiple coagulation factor deficiency protein 2 homolog. Gene Ontology annotation, molecular function: calcium ion binding. The record is from RefSeq and is a predicted model, not a curated record. The transcript has 4 exons. Bases 98 to 613 code for a protein of 171 amino acids. Lineage: Eukaryota; Metazoa; Arthropoda; Insecta; Diptera; Drosophilidae.
UCGCGUGACAGUUGUGGCCUGGCCAACCCACCCCUUAGAAAAUAUACACAAAACCCGAACUCAACACACAACAAUUUGCUGUAAAAUUCACUUCACAAUGUAUAGGAUGUGCAAUCUAUCGAAUCUGCUGAACUUCAUCAUCUGCAUUGCCAGCUUCAGCCAGAACUUCGAUGGAACCCUGGCGGUCAAGAGAGGUCCACAUCAUCCGAGGGGCGAAACCAGGAGAGUGGACCAGCAUCUCACCCAUGAGGAGCAUCGCAUCGAUGACGAUUUGAGGGACAUGGGCGUCCAGGCAAAUCUAGAUGAUUUGAGUGAGGAGGAGAAAAUCUUCUAUAUGUUUAAGGCCCAUGACAAUGAUAAUAACAAUGCACUGGAUGGCCUCGAAAUGAUUCAGUCUGCCAUGCAUCAUAACUAUGACUAUUUCAAAAACAACGAGCGGGAUGAAUACCUUCAAAAUGCCACCGAUGAGCUGGAACACUUUAUAGAGGCAAUUGAUAAAUUUCUGCUGAUUGCCGACGACAAUAACGAUGGCCUGCUUCAUUACCCAGAAUUCGUGAAGGCCAUUACCGGUGGCAAGGAGCAGCCGAAUGUGGACAGGAAUAUCCUGCGCUAAUCCCUUCAAGAUCCCGACUAGCAGUACUCAACCAAACAGAAUCCGAACAGCCGAAGUAGACACAAUAAUAGUCAUAGCAUAGUUAAAUUUUGUAGCAACUAAUCUGAUUUCCAAGCUGAACCAUUUGAGACUGUAAUACCGCAAGCAGAAAGAAACCAAGCACUGCACCUCGUUUGUACUACAACCUAAUGAUUUAAUAUACAUUUAAAUAGAUACAUAAAUAAGAUUGCA